This is a messenger RNA of Emericellopsis cladophorae, 1500 nucleotides long. Its product is annotated as ATP-dependent RNA helicase-like protein. Gene Ontology annotation, molecular function: ATP binding; RNA helicase activity; RNA binding. Gene Ontology annotation, biological process: poly(A)+ mRNA export from nucleus. The coding region runs from base 1 to 1500 and encodes 499 amino acids. Gene Ontology annotation, cellular component: nucleus; cytoplasmic stress granule. Lineage: Eukaryota; Fungi; Ascomycota; Sordariomycetes; Hypocreales; Bionectriaceae. The record is from RefSeq and is a predicted model, not a curated record. The transcript is spliced from 3 exons.
AUGGCUGAUCUCGCCAGCCGCAUCACGAAGCCAGACGGCUCGGCCGUCGAGAACACUCCAGUCGUUGAGGCUUCCCCUAUGGAGGCCUCUUCCGACACCGCCGCCGACGCAGCUGUCUCUGGUGAAGCUCAGUUCGAUAGCGCCGACGCUGGAGGCCCUGGAUUGCACGAGCCCGACUACGACGUUGAGGUGUCGCUGAGCGCGCUGCAAGAGAACGAGGCUACCCCAUUCCAUUCCGCCACUACCUGGGAAGAUCUGAACCUCAAACCCGAACUCCUCAAGGGCCUCCAAGCUCUGAACUUCCUCAAGCCGUCCAAGGUGCAGGGCAAAUCGUUGCCUCUGAUGCUUAGCGAUCCUCCGCGCAACAUGCUCGCCCAGUCCCAGUCUGGCACAGGAAAGACGGCCGCUUUCGUCACCGCUAUAUUGUCGCGCGUGGACUUCAGCCAGCCCGACAAGCCCCAGGCACUUGUGCUCGCGCCCAGCCGUGAGCUCGCCCGUCAAAUCGAGGGUGUUAUCAAGGCCAUUGGUCGCUUCGUGGAGAACUUGGCUAUUGCCCCAGCAGUCCCCGGCGCCCUAGCACCAGGAGAGCCCGUCCGCAUGCCGGUCGUGGUCGGUACUCCCGGCCGUGUGCAGGAUAUCAUCCGCAGGCGGCAGCUCGAUGUGUCCAACUUGAGGGUGCUCGUUCUCGAUGAGGCUGACAAUAUGCUGGACCAGCAGGGUCUUGGCGACCAAUGCAUGCGCGUCCGCACCAUGCUCCCUCCAGAGAUCCAAGUGCUCCUGUUCUCGGCGACCUUCCCUGAGAAGGUGCUCAAUUACGCCAUGAAAUUCGCACCCAACGCCCAUUCCCUCAAGCUGCAACGCAGCGAAUUGACCGUCAAGGGAAUCUCUCAGAUGUUUAUCGACUGCCCCAACAAUGAGGAAAAGUACACUAUCCUGUGUCGAUUAUACGGUCUAAUGACGAUCGGUCAAUCCGUGAUCUUCGUCAAGACUCGCGAGAGCGCAAACAUCAUUGAACAGCGCAUGACCGCCGAUGGCCAUAAGGUCUCCGCACUUCAUGCCGCCUUCGAGGGUGCCCAGCGUGACGAGCUUCUCGCCAAGUUCCGCAGCGGCGAAAAUAAGGUCCUGAUUACUACGAACGUUCUGGCUCGCGGCAUUGAUGUGUCUAGUGUCUCCAUGGUCAUUAACUACGACAUCCCCAUGAAAGGUCGUAGCGACGAUGAGCCCGACCAUGAGACCUACCUCCACCGAAUUGGUCGCACGGGUCGCUUCGGGCGCGUCGGUGUCUCCAUUAGCUUCGUUUCCGACAAGAAGUCGUAUCAGGGUUUGAAUAAGAUCGCCACCCACUAUGGCAUUGACUUGGUCAAGCUGGACACGGAGGACUGGGACGACGCUGAGGAAAAGGUCAAGGACGUCAUCAAGAAGAACCGCGCGCAAGCGAGCUACGCUCCCAGCGCCACAGACAGCCAGAAGCAAGCACAGGCCGCCGCGAGCACCUCCUAG